AACCAAAAAUAAGUUUUGGCCUCAAAAAGUGGAAAAACAACGAAAUCUUCAAAUGUAUAAAUUAGUUGGAAAUUCAGUCCAGACCCGAACAGCUCCACCUCAAAUUUCACCUCAAGCACUUGCGCUCUGUGGCAACGGUUUAAUUUUCAAUGGACAAGUCUAUCCGGUACUAGUCGAUGGUGUUCCAGUACCAGAAGCUGUUGCAGCAUUGAAACGCCAACAGCAACAACAACAUUUCAAUCAGCCCCAACCAAGCGGCAAGAUAGUGAGGACCCAGCAAUUUCGGCGCAAGCACACCAAUCCAUCCAGACCACAUCAACAGCAACUGCACUCGCAGCAACAGCAGCAACUACAACAGCUCCAGCUACUCCAGCAACAACAAAUAAUGCAGCAACAGAACUUAUAUCCGAAUAUGCAACAACCAUACAGCAAUUGGUCAGAACCCAUCCACAACAGGUCCACAGUCACAGGUGGAAUGCUGUUGAACCCGCAGCCAUCAACGCCUGCGCAACAGCAUUUCAGCUAUGGCUUUGUGCCCAACCAAGGCGAGUCCAAUGCGUGGCAGGGCUACGCCAUGUUCCCCAACGAUGUGAGUAAGCCGUUUGCCUUUGGGUGGAGUUCCACUGACUAACAAUAAAGUUACCAGACCCCCACAUAAGGGUUAAGGCAUUUCUAAUAUUUGUUAAAGCUGCUGCAAAAUAAAUGGCAAAGAUUGGGUUCGAAUGAGAUGACAACAAA
Messenger RNA from Scaptodrosophila lebanonensis, 738 nucleotides. RefSeq lists its product as uncharacterized. The coding region runs from base 53 to 631 and encodes 192 amino acids. The transcript has a single exon. Lineage: Eukaryota; Metazoa; Arthropoda; Insecta; Diptera; Drosophilidae. The record is from RefSeq and is a predicted model, not a curated record.